Molecule: messenger RNA, 402 nt
Organism: Macrosiphum euphorbiae (potato aphid)
Lineage: Eukaryota; Metazoa; Arthropoda; Insecta; Hemiptera; Aphididae
Source: the annotation of a GenBank genome assembly
AUGUCAGUUAAUUUAGCAGAUACCAAAGCAACAACAAUUAGUGAAACAUUCAUUUCAGAAAUAAAGGAAACAUACUUUGUUCGAAAUUCAGAAAAUAAAUGUCCAAAGGGUAAACUUUAUUCUAAGUAUUUCAACAAAAUGAGGAAUUUAAAAAAUCAUGGUUUAGUUCCUCAAGGUAUAUGCAAAAAGGGCAAAAAUAGCAACAACAAUCUCACCAGAGUUUCUGCAGAGUUGGAUGAUGAACUAAUAGUAGAAGAAGAUGCUGUUUCCUUAAUAAGUCACCAAAAACAUAACGAUUUGUCAUGGCCAGAUGUUGAAAGUGCUUGGAGGCAAACAGCAGUAUACAGGUUAAAAGCAUUGAAAAAUGCUAAUUUUUCAUAUACGGAAAUCCAAACUACUUGA